AUGUUAACCACGAAGACCCGAUCAGAUAUUUCCGAUGACUCGGACUCCCCAGAAGUCGAGCACUCAGACGUCGAGUGCUUCGAGGCGCUGCCCGACGACACAGUCGAAGCCAUCGGGUCGACGGCGAGUGCCAUCCGGAAGAUCAUCAGAGAAAACAAAGAAACAACCGACGUGGUGAAAUAUAUACGUUUCACAAACGUCCCACCAGCUAUUGCGGACAAGUUUUCUUUGCGCAAUACUCGGCAGAUGUUUAAUCGCAGCACUCAAUAUAUGAUAAUCAAGCUCUUAACUGGGGCCCAUGAAACAGCUGCACGCGGCCUGGGUGGUGCAGUGCAAAAUGAGAUAUACAAUACGGGGCUUGACGAGUUGAUUCGCCCGUUAGGGUCGAAAACCAUCCAAGGUGUGUUUUGCAGAAAGGAGGCCAACGCGGCGUAUGGCCCUGCGCAACCUGUUCCAGGUCGCAAUCCAAAAUGGCCGACCGUUGUGGUCGAAGUGGGAGUAUCAGAGUCAUAUCGAAAGCUGCGGGCAGAUGCAGAAUGGUGGCUCACGAACUCGAGGGGCGAUGUGAAGCUUGUAAUUAUCGUGUUCGUCAGUCGAAAGACCCCAAACAUCAAGUUUGAGACUGUUGCUUUGGACCCGACCGUCAACUCCUUACGACUGCAGCGGCCCCGCUACGUCGCAAAGAUACGGCAGUCCAUUACGGCAUCCCGCGACGCAAACCAACCCAACUCACAGAUUACCAUCAGGCCAGCAGUACCUUUGAACAUUGGGUUUGAAGAAUUGUUUUGUCGUCAACCAGUCCCGCCUGAACACAACAUUGAACUAUCACCUGAUCGGUUGGGACGGAUCUCAAAACACGUGUGGGGGGAGCAAGAAUUCUAG
Molecule: messenger RNA, 882 nt
Organism: Penicillium samsonianum
Lineage: Eukaryota; Fungi; Ascomycota; Eurotiomycetes; Eurotiales; Aspergillaceae
Exons: 1
Coding region: 1-882 (293 amino acids)
Source: RefSeq, a predicted model, not a curated record